Messenger RNA from Haliotis rufescens (red abalone), 4519 nucleotides. Its product is annotated as band 7 protein AGAP004871-like. Lineage: Eukaryota; Metazoa; Mollusca; Gastropoda; Lepetellida; Haliotidae. The record is from RefSeq and is a predicted model, not a curated record. Bases 288 to 1220 code for a protein of 310 amino acids. Gene Ontology annotation, cellular component: plasma membrane. The transcript has 10 exons.
UGGUGCGUUUGUCUUGUUGAUCAAACACAAUUAUCUCCAAUUUGCGUCCAUGUUUUGACUGCUAUUGCUAUUCCUGGCCCUGCGUUUGUAAGCUGGACCGCAUGUCAGUAAUCUUAUGUCAGUGAGUCGCUAAGUUAUCGAAAUCGACACGGGUCUCUCCCAGACUAUUGAGCAACAACUCGAGGGCUCACACACUCGUGACACAGUCGACUGUUCCAUAAAUUGUAAGCGACUCGUUUGAGAGCGGACAUAGUAUCUCUACAGUCUGUACAACCAAGAAGAAAAUAAUGGCUUCAAAUAAAGGAGAUGGAGGCUUUCAACGCGUCGGCCCAGAAGGUCCAACAGGCUACAGUAUGAAUUAUUCCCGAUUUUCCACCAUAACUGGCUACCAAACGGAGGGUCACCAGGCAGCUGAGGAUGGCGGAAGUAUUGGUUGCUGCGGUUACGUCUUGUACUUCCUGUCCCUCAUCGCUAUCGCGUGCACCUUCCCUUUCUCUCUGUGUCUCUGUAUGAAGGUGGUGCAAGAAUAUGAGAGGGCCGUUAUAUUCCGACUGGGUCGUCUGGUGUCUGGAGGUGCAAAGGGACCAGGUUUGUUCUUCAUCAUCCCAUGCAUGGACUCCUACACCAAGGUUGAUCUGAGAACAGUGUCCUUCGAUGUGCCGCCCCAGGAGGUGUUGACGCGCGACUCUGUGACGGUAGCAGUGGAUGCUGUGGUCUACUACCGUGUCCAGAACGCCACCAUGUCCAUCACCAACGUGGAGGACUCAAACCGCUCCACCAGACUGUUGGCGGCUACCACGCUUAGGAACGUCUUGGGAACCAAGAAUCUGAGCGAGAUUUUGUCAGAGAGAGAAUCAAUCAGUCACCUCAUGCAGAGUUCCCUAGAUGAAGCCACAGACCCAUGGGGUGUGAAGGUGGAGCGAGUAGAAGUUAAGGAUGUCAGACUGCCAGUCCAGCUCCAGAGAGCCAUGGCAGCAGAGGCCGAAGCUGCACGUGAGGCUCGGGCCAAGGUCAUUGCCGCUGAAGGAGAACAGAAAGCUUCCCGAGCUCUGAAGGAAGCUGCUGAUGUCAUCACUGAAUCUCCUGCUGCUCUGCAGUUGCGUUAUCUGCAGACGCUGAACACCAUCUCGGCUGAGAAGAAUUCCACCAUCAUUUUCCCCCUGCCCAUUGACCUUCUGCAGUCGUUCCUUCCAAAAGGAAAUCAGAAAACCUCAAUGUAGGCCAAGGUCAUUGGAAAUAACGUGACCGCAACAAACUUGCCUUAUUCUGGUUGGUCAGUGAAAUAGUACAUAAUUUCAUUUGAGAUGAAGAGGGAACAACUGUGUUCAGACAAUUUGUCUAUAUGCAUAGGUUGCAUGCUGUUAAUCUAAUAGUAUCUAAAACAUGGAAAGGUUUGGACCGUUUUCUUUUGAAUAUAACCCAUGAUUUCUGUUGAUGGUUGUUUGACAUGAUCAUAUUAACAGCAUUCAACUUCAGGAGUCAAUAUGGGUAGAUUUUGUGGCAUUUUAUUGCGUAUAUAUUUAUGUUCUCCAGGUAAAAAAAAAUUGUGAUGCUAUUGUGCCAAAACUAAGACAUAAGCAUCUCUUAUUUGCUCCAUGAAAACAAUACAUGCUGUAACACUUGAAAAAUGACUAGUUGCUUCAUGUUACGUUUGAGGUUUUAAUGCAUUCCAGAAAGACCGGCUCUAAGAGAACGGCAAAAUUGAUCCCACAAAUAAAAUUGAGAAAAAAAGAGGAAAACAAUUGAGAAAAUAAAUUUGAAAAUGAAAUUGUGUAGACAAAUUUGACUGACUAAUACACAGUCCUACUUGUUUGUAAGAGAUAGGUAAUAAAAAUGAACACCUGCAUAUUUCAAACAUUGGAGGAGGUUCAAGCGAGACCACCCUUCUCAGCUCUUUUAUAACAAUAUUGUAAAUAAUUGUACAAGUUUGUUGUUAAUUAAGCUUGUAAAUUUUCUGUCAUUGUUUUUUGAUUGUCAGUUUUAUAUUGAAUGUACAGAAUGUGAAACUUUCUUCGAGAUUACGUUUCUUUCAGCGUGAACUGUAGAGGUGGGUAGUUUCCACUUUCAAAUAUUAACAAGGAAUGUUCGAUAGGAAUGUAGUCAAUAAAAUAACUUACAUCUUGGCUGCUGAAGGACGUGCUUCAAGAAUCAAGCAUAAUAAUAAUAAUCCAGUCACAUUAAUUAUUAUCAAGCUAAUGUAGACUGCAUCGGCCCCAUUGGUUUCCUAACAAGCUCGUACCUUGCACUGUCGUGAUCUAUUAGCCAUACCUAAUGUAGAUGUAGCCUCCUAAUGGUUUCAGUCAUACCUGUAUACAGUCUACAAUAACUGUUCUAUGUUAGCCAGUGUAUGUAUUACCCAGCAAAUGUAAUCCAAGAUGUGUUGACCCUGUAUGCGAAACUUUCAAAUCCUAAACUGUUAUGCUUGAACCAAUGUAAGUGUUGAUUGAUACAGUCACUGUUUGUUGAAGAACUAGGGUUGUUAUCUUUUGUUGAGGUGAUAGUGAGGACAACAUUUCUCAUCCUGCAGUUUCUCGCUGCUUCAGAGUCACAGCAAUGUCUACACACAAAGGAAAACUCUCGCCUCUGUCUCUCUGUCUCUAGGGGGCAGGUGGCCCAAUCGUCUGAAGCACAACUCGGCGGGUUCAUUCUUUAAGUGUGCCAGACGCCUGUGAUCAUGCUUCCAAAUCCAAGAGUCACUCUGAUUUCUAGGUUUGUCAGCACCAUACCCAUGCUUGUGGGUUUCACCAAAGUGUGAACAACAGCAUCACAACGGACGUUCCUCCUCCAUCAAACUGACAGGCCGUGAUAUGACUGAAAUAAAGUUCAAAGCGGCAUUAACCUCACUCACUUUGUGUGUCAAAAUGAUGUCAUAUCCAUAGAACAGUUGUUGCUAUCUUUAUAUUUCUGAACAAGAAGUUAGAAAAGCAAUGGAAAUAUCUUUGCCUGGUUUUAAUUUAGACUGUAAAUUACAAAGUGAAGAUUUGUUGCUUUAAUCACUCUUCAGAGACUGAACUUCCUCUGGUAAACGAUGGAGAAUUACUCCACUUUAGUAAGAGGAUUGGGACCAUUGCUGCGCUGGCAUUGUUGCUGUUCUGAAUGGUUGUAGCAAGACUUCUUGAGGGACCAACACAAGCAAUAGAUAUGGAUUUAAUUAGAAGGGUAUGUUCAAUGAGCUGAUAUCAAAGAAACAAUAGCAGCUAAUGUAUUGAUUCUGACUGUGCUGUAUUUGUGUCAUGAUUAAUAAAGUCAUUGUGUGUCGAGAUUUAUAUUCUAUCUUAUCCCAGGCAGUGGUGGUCUGGCAGAUCAGGUCUUGCCUUGUCACGCAACUGGUCUGUGUUCGAUUCCCUGCAUUUGUACCCUGUGAAGACCAUGUGGAGUUUGCUGUUGUGAUGGCUGCCAAAGCCUCAAGUCCCUCGUGCAUGCAACAUCUAUCUUUUGUUGGAGGAAGCCCAGUUUUACAAUAUUGUGAUUGUAUUCUGUACAACCAGUUCUAGCACCAUUACUUUACAUAAUGUGUUGUGCAUAAUUUAACCAACUUGUGAUGCACUGUUCAGUUGGCCACCUUUUAAUCUUACAAUAUACUUCUUUGUUUUCUGUAUCUAUCCACUUGUUUCUUUUGUAUUUAUUGUUUGAUUGUCAUGGUUCCCUCUCCAAUAAAUUAAUAACAUUGCUCAAAAUAUUUUUGCAUUGUAACUUGCACUCAUCUACACCAGUUUAACAAUUUUUGAAAAAAGGAUAUUUUGCGUACCAGACUUUUUCAGAAAUUCCAACAACUUAACACUUUCUGUUUGGUUAGAGUCUUUGUUUUGUGUACUUCCAAUUAAGAACAUAUUUAUUCCUUUUCUUUGAUGAAAUCAUCAGCAAAGAAGCAUACAAAUUUUAUAAUUUGAAAGAAAUUGGAAAUCAACUUUUAUUGAGGUAAUCUUAAACUACUCUAUUGAUUAUUUUUCCGUUUCGGAUGUUGAUUUUAGUCUGUAUUGCAUUUAUCUGUGAUGUUUUCAGAUUGCUUCAAACUUCAUUCGCUGAUAUGCAAAAAUGAAAUCACUCUAUAAAAGCAAUAAUAUUUAAGUGAGAAACCGCCUACAAUUCGAGCUAUGGGGUGUACUUUUUUCGUACUAUUUUAUAACAUUUUUGUACAAAAAAGUCUAUGGGAAAUGCACAAGUGGAUCCCCUGAAAACUAUUAUUGUAACACUUACUUCCAACAAUGGUUCACCAAAGUGAAUCUCUUCAACUUCAUUUGGAACUACCAGUUUUACAGUGUUUCCUGGCCAUUUUAUACUGAAUUAGUGGUAGUGUGUUAAAAACCUGCCCACCAUGAAAUGUUUCGUCUCCACUGUGUGCAACCCCUCCCUUCUGUUGUUCAUGGUUCUUGGUGGUUUGCGAGGUCACUGUGUUCAGACUUUUCUACAUUUUAAAUGAUGAUCAAAUUCUAUGCUCAAGGAUUAUUUGUUAACCAUCCAUCAUAAUAUGUAUUCUAUCGUUCAGUUUGAUAUUUGAAUAAAAUUUAAAGGAAAACCA